Messenger RNA from Malus domestica (apple), 3236 nucleotides. RefSeq lists its product as uncharacterized. Lineage: Eukaryota; Viridiplantae; Streptophyta; Magnoliopsida; Rosales; Rosaceae. Gene Ontology annotation, molecular function: protein binding. The record is from RefSeq and is a predicted model, not a curated record.
CAGAAAGAUAGUUUUGGGGAAGCAUUUCAGAAGCAUGAAAAGGAUGAAGAUCCAAAUGAGGUCAAGCAGUGGAGAGAGGAUCUUAAGGCUUCUGCAGAUUUGGGCGGCUGGAACCUCAAAACCACGGCCGACGGGCGUGAAGGAGUGUUUAUCAAGAAAAUUGUUGGGGAUGUCAAGGGACUACUGAAAACCACAGACUUUAAAGAAGCCAAGCACUCAGUUGGAAUGACUUUUCGCGUGCAAAAAUUCAGUACUAAUUACUUAGACGUUGGAGGUUCACCUAAUGUUCAAAUAAUUGGAAUUUGGGGUAUGGGCGGUAUAGGUAAAUCAACGCUUGCCAAAGCUGUUUGUAGCAAUUAUCAGCAUAGUUUUAGUCGUCAAUGUUACCUUGAAGAUGUGAGGAGUAAAAAGAAAGAGAUGGUUAGUCUGCAAGAACAACUUCUUCGAGAUAUUUUAAAACAGCCUGACAUUAAGGUAAGCAGUGUUGCCGAAGGGACCGAAGAGAUCAAGAAAAGACUUGGAAGCAUGAAGGUACUUGUCGUGGUUGAUGACAUAGAUGAUGCAGACCAAUUAGAUGAAUUGGCAAUAGAACAUGAAUCGUUUGGUCCAGGGAGCAGAAUUAUUAUAACAACAAGAGAUGAACAAGUGCUGAAUAUACAAAAGGUGGAUAAAAAAUAUAUGGCAUAAGCAAUGACAGAGAAAGAAGCUCUUGAGCUCCUUAGUUGGCACGCCUUUGGAAAUCCUUGUCCCGACGAAGAAUAUAUUGAACUCGCAAGAGAUGUUGUUGACUAUUGUGGAAGAUUGCCCCUAGCUCUGAAAGUUGUUGGUCGUUUGUUGGCUACGAAAAAGAGUAAAACCAUGUGGCAAAAUACAUUGGAUAAAUUGAGAAAUAUUCCAGAUGGAAAAAUUUAUGAAACACUUAAAUUAAGCUACGAUGGGCUACGUGAUGAUCAUGUGAAGGGUGUGUUCCUUGACAUAUCUUGUUUCUUUGAUGGAGUGAGUAUAAGUGAUGUCACAACAAUAUUGGAUGGUUCUAGUCGUUUUUCUGUAGAAGCAGAAAUUACCACACUCUGCGAUCGAUGUCUCUUAUAUAUUGAUGAAGCUACAAAUUUGAGAAUGCAUGAUUUGAUUCGAGAUAUGGGAAGAGAGAUUGUGCGUGCAGAAUCUCCUGUGGAAUUGGGAAAACGUAGUUGAUUGUGGCAUAGUAAAGAUGCAAAAAGCGUGCUAAGGAACAAAUCUGGAACAGAAGCAGUUGAAGGACUAAGGUUACUUUUGCCAGAACAUUCUGAUGACGAGCAAAGCUUCAGUACGAAAGCGUUUAAGAAUAUGCGACGUCUGAAAUUUCUCGCGCUGAAACAUGUAAAGCUGACUGGAAGCUACAAACAUCUUUCCAAGGAGUUAAGUUCCUUGCUUUGGAUUGGAUUUCCUUUUGAAGCCAUACCAGCAGAUUUUGAUCCAAGAAACCUGGUUUAUUUAGGCCUGUGGGACAGCAAGCUUGUACGAAUUUGGGAGGAUUCGAACCUGGUUUUAUAUCUACGUCAUUGCACAAACCUUCAGGCAAUCCCAGAUUUGCCGAACAGUUUGCAAACAUUGAAAGCGAGUUACUGCACUGCACUGGAAAUAAUGUCCGACUUUUCAAAGAUGUCAAAAAUGAGGAAAUUGGAACUGAAAGACUGCCGCAACCUCAAAGAUAUUCCAAACUUGGAGAACUCAUUGGACAACAUGUAUUCAAUUCAUAUGGAAGGGUGUACCAGUCUCACUGAUACUUUUAAGGAGAACCUCCGAACGAAAAAUGCAUUUGGUGGAAUUUUUCUCUCCGGAAAUGAUAUUCCUAACUGGUUAGCCUAUGUCGCCGGAGAGGAUAAAACUGUCAAAUUUGAAGUGCCGCCAAGUACUGAUUAUAUAGGAGGGUUGGCUUUGGGCAUCGUUUAUUCUUCAGACAACUCCGACUCUACCGGGUAUCUAUACAUUGAUGUUGUUAAUCGUACCCAGCGAACUAAUUUUCGCAUCCGGACAAUUAAGGCCACCAUAACUGCUUUCCAUAAAAAUUAUCUUUGGUUGGGAAAUCUUUCAAACAAGAAGCUCAAUCUGAAAGGCGGCGACAUUGUUCUUGUAAAAGCAGAAUUUUAUGGAGGAUAUAAUAGAAUUAAGGUGAACAAAACAGGAGUGGAUAUUGUAAAAUGGAAUUUGUCUAAUGGUCUUACUAAUUGGGAGGACUAUGAGACUAUAUCAUAUAAGUCUAAUGAAGACAUUGAUGACGAUACAAAGUUGAGCUAUCGCCACGUUUUCCUCUGCUACAAGACCCCCGAGGCCUGGCCAUGGCACAUUGAAGGCUCCGAGUCCAAUCCACUCCCUAAGUUCUUUGCAUCCGCUCUCAAAGCUCGCAAGAACGACAUAACCGUUAAGACGUUGCUGACAAUAAUUGAAGGACGCGAAGGAACUGAGUUUUCCAAUGGCAAUGUAUUGAUUUUCCCACAAAUGAUCAAAUACAGGGGCUUGAAAGAGUCAAAUGUGGACAACUUUAUUGAUGAUGUCCUUGUGAAUGACAAACCAUGGGCUUCUGGAGUGCAAGAGCCGUUGACUGGCCCCCAUGUAUUCAUAUGCGCACAUAUGAGUCAAAAUGAAUGGAAUCGUUAUCGUGCACGUGUUCUCAUUGAUAAGUUCAAAGAGGAGGCUGAGCUGCGAGGAUUGACGGAUCAGGUAUUUGUUACUGCUUGCUCUCACAUUGGAGGCCACAAGUAUGCUGGAAAACUCAUGAUCUACAGCCGAGAUUCAGAUGGAAGCAUGACAUGCCAUUGGUAUCCCUUCGUCACUCCUUUUGACGUGGCGAAAUCACUUGAUAAGCAUAUUGGGAAGAGAAAGAUUACAGAACGACUUUGGAGGGGCCAAAUCGGAGCAUCUUUUGAUGAAGCUGAAAAAUCUAAUGACCAGAAGCUUCCAAAUGGAGGAGAAAAUAAGAAAAUCAAGAAGCCCCAAGAAAAUGGCAAUCAGAGGGGGACGAAGCGGAAGCGAGAAUGUCGGCUUGGGAAGGGAGAGAUUAUAGAACGACAUCGGAGGUUUGUCCCUUUUUGGUUUUGCCUACUAUCUUUAGAUGAAAAUUUCACUGGACGGAAGCUUGUGUUGUCAUAUUUUUCAAUUGCUGAUUGUGUCUGGUCUUGUAUGAUAGAUUAAUUGAUAUAGAGUUACAUUAACAUGGAGGAACUUUUGUGGAGAAAUCACAAAAGAAUUGGAUAUAA